Lichtheimia ornata is the source of this 1902-nucleotide messenger RNA. RefSeq lists its product as uncharacterized. Gene Ontology annotation, molecular function: long-chain fatty acid transmembrane transporter activity; long-chain fatty acid-CoA ligase activity. NCBI's taxonomy places the organism in Eukaryota, Fungi, Mucoromycota, Mucoromycetes, Mucorales, Lichtheimiaceae. The coding region runs from base 1 to 1902 and encodes 633 amino acids. The record is from RefSeq and is a predicted model, not a curated record. The transcript is spliced from 14 exons.
AUGGACCCAGAUUCCCUCCUCACAAUCGCUAGUGCCGGUCUUGGCGGCCUUCUUGGCAGCAUGUACUUGGAUUCACGUCUUUUACUCGGCAGAGAUUUUCAUCAAAUUCGGUCCGGUGCCGCUGCACAAAUUUAUCAUCGUUUAUGGACAUGGCAAGAUAAAUUGCAUCUCUAUUAUCGUUUCCAAGCUAAGGCAAAGGCCCAUCCCAACCGCGUCUUUGUCGUGUUUGAAGGCAAGCCUUACACAUACAAGCAACUCGAAAAAGCAUCCAACCGUUUGAGUCACUGGUUGUUGGCUCACAAUGUCAAGCGGAAAGAUAUUGUUUGCAUGAUGCACCAGAACCACCCCACUUUUUAUAUCACAUGGUUGGCAAUUUUGAAGAUUGGCGCAACCCCAGCAUUGAUCAACACCAACUUGGCUGAGGAUUCCCUUUUGCAUUGUAUCAAGGUGGCCGAUUCAUCCAUGCUUUUGUUCGACCCUGUCUACGAGAAACAAGUUGCUACCAUCUCCGAUAAAUUAGCUCAAGGUGGUGUCUCCCUUUGGGCUUAUGGCGAAUCCACCGAGAAUGACGAGUUGCCACCUUUGGCCAUUGCACCCACUCUUACACCAAGCGUUCUUGCUCAGCACAGUGAUCGUGAUACCGAUGAAGCUUUGCUCAAAGGUAUCGGUAAUUCCGAUCCUGCCAUGUUGAUUUAUACCAGUGGUACAACGGGUAUGCCCAAGGCAGCUGUAAGCCAACAUGCACGUGUUGACUUUGGCGGUUUGAUGUAUUCGGGCGUUACUGGUCUCAGGGCUGAUGAUCGCGUGUAUUGUGUCCUUCCCCUGUAUCAUAGCUCAGGCAUUAUCGUUACGACAGCUGUUGCUUUGCAGGCAGGUGCUACCAUUGUCUUGGGUCGUAAAUUCUCUGCCAGUCGCUUCUGGGAUGAUUGUACCAAAUACAAUGUCACGGCGUUUACCUACAUUGGUGAAUUCUGCCGCUACUUGCUUAGCCAACCUCCACAUCCACAUGAAAGAAACCACAAGGUGCGUCUUGUCUAUGGCAAUGGCAUGCGCCCUGAUGUGUGGAACCGGUUCAGAGACAGAUUUGGUAUCCCCGAGAUUUGUGAAUUUUAUGCCGCCACUGAAGCACCUACGACCUUGUUUAAUCCCAACAAGGGCCAUUUUGGUUCUGGAUCGGUUGGUCAUCGAGGCUAUCUCUUCCGUGCCAUUCGUCGUGAGCUCAAGUUGAUCAAGAUUGAUCCCAUCUCUGAAGAACCUGUUCGUGGACCCGAUGGCUUUUGUGUUGUGAGCGACUAUGGUGAACAAGGAGAAUUACUUGUGCGCAUUGAUAAUGCUGAUGCUUUGGGCUUUGAUGGCUACUAUAAAAACGAAGGUGCCACGAAAAAGAAGAUCCUUACCAAUGUUUUGGAAAAGGGUGAUGCCUAUUUCCGCAGUGGUGAUCUCCUCCAAAUGGAUCGGGAUGGUUUCUACUUUUUCGGUGAUCGUGUUGGUGACACUUUCCGCUGGAAGUCUGAAAAUGUUGCUACAACCGAAGUAGCCCAUGCAGUGGGUCUUUACCCUGUACUCGCUGAAGCCAAUGUUUAUGGUACCUUGGUUCCACACCAUGAUGGUCGUGCUGGUAUGGCUGCUGUGGUAGUCAAGGAGGGCGAGACCCUUGAUUUCAAGGACUUUUACGCUUACUUGAAACGCAAGCUUCCUAAAUACGCUAUCCCAUUGUUCAUUCGAUUUGUACCUUCCAUGGAACUCACUGGUACCUUUAAGCAACAAAAAGUUCAAUUCCGAAACCAAGGCAUCGACCUUGAUAAGAUCGAAGAUCCUGUCUUUUGGUUGCGAGGCGACACUUAUGUCCCAUUCAAGCGAGAGGAUUAUCAAGCCAUCUUGGAUGGUAAAGUUAGUCUAUAG